Porites evermanni is the source of this 843-nucleotide messenger RNA. The record is from the annotation of a GenBank genome assembly. Lineage: Eukaryota; Metazoa; Cnidaria; Anthozoa; Scleractinia; Poritidae.
CUUCUUGUUGUGGCUUUGAUAGCCAACGGUUUAGUAUGUACAGCCAUAUUAAUAAACAGCGACCUACGGAAGAGAACUUCUAAUACACUCCUAUUGUUGCUAUCAAUGAGCGACUUCUUUGUGGGCUUAGCGGUUCAGCCCAUGUACUUCAUCAGGCGCUUAUUAGAGCUUCACGAUCGCUACGUUUGCUGGGUGUUGGUGACCUACAGAGUUCUUUGGCAUUUAUCGAUUGGAACAUCUUUUCUCAUUCUUUGCUUUAUUUCGUGCGAGAGGUACAUCGCAUUGUUCUUCGCAUUCAAAUACAAGCAGAUCAUAUCGACCCCGCGCCUUCUCUUCUUUACCGGUUUUUCCGUUAUCUCCUGGACAUUGUUCGUGAUUUCACGAUUCCUUGGUGUUGAUAGUGGAAAAUACUACACGGCCGCCACAUCGUUCAUCAUCAUAUUUGUCACUAUAAUUAUUUUUGUCUACUUUCGUAUCUACAGGCUCGCUCUUCGGCAUCAUUCUCAAAUACACUCACUGCAUCAAAACGCCAGUACAGUAGCGAAAGAGCGCAAAGUCACGAAAACAACAGCUUAUAUCAUCGGAUCAGUUUUAAUAUGCUACUCCCCACUCCUGAUAUCGCUAGUGGCUGUCAAGUUCUUUGAAGACAAGUUGUUUCAAUACUAUGUUUUUCCAAUAACAGACUGCAUGGUUUUCUGCAAUUCGUCACUGAAUCCGCUGAUAUAUUGCUGGCGGAAUGCCGAAUUAAGACGGUGUAUCGCUAGGCUGACUGGAAUAAAAGCGCGUGAGGAGAUAUCAUGGUGCUCUGGUGGCGUUCACGAAAUUAAAGAAGCUGUGUCAUGA